AUGGACGCAUCGUCAACAACAAUAAAUGAACCAAAAGAUAUUGAUAUGACAGAAACAACAAAAUCACCACAAAAAACAACAACUACAACUACAACUACAACAACAACAACAAAUACAAAUACAGAUAAAGCAACAAUUGAAUUGGAUGAAUUAGAUGAAUAUGAAGAAGAGAAAAUACCACCACCACCAAAAACCAAAGUAAUAAUAAAUGGAGUUGAAGAAGAGGAAGAAGAAGAAGAUUAUGUUAUACAUGAAAUACCAGUUUAUUUAUCACAAUCAUUAUCAGAUUAUUUAUAUUUAUUUCAAUAUCCAUUAAGACAACCAUGGAGACCUUAUGAUAUGAGUAAAUUGGAAGAACUUAGAAUUAAACCAAAGCAACAAAAAGUUGAAAUGGAUUUAUCAAUUGAUCCAGAUUCAGAUAAUUAUAAUCCAGAUGCACAAACUAAAACCACCAAAUAUACAUUAUCAUCAACCACUGUAUCACAUCGUACAAACUAUGCAAUCGGGUUAAUGAAAAGUAAUGAAUUACAUUUAACACCAUUACAAUCGAUCAUUCAAUUACGUCCACAAUUCAAUUAUUUCGAUGAUAAAUGGCAAGAAGAAAAGUUACGUAAAAAACAAGACACAAAAGAUGAUGAUGAACAAGAUGAAGAAAGUGGUAAUGGUGGUGGCGGUGGUGGUAAUGGACAAUCAAUUGAUCCAUUAAAUAAAAUUGCGUCAAUGCAAUUUAAAAAAGCAGGUGCAAAGGUAUCAGCAGCAAAUCAACAACCAAAUAUUAUAAAACAAAUUGAAAAUGAAGAACAAUGGAUAAAAGUGAAUUUAGUAGAUGAUGAAUUUGAUGGUGAAUUAAUAAAACAAUUUGAAAAACUUCAAUGUGAAGAUAUUUACACUGAUAUAAAGUACGAUUUGAAUGAAAGUCAAUAUUUCGAUAUGUUAUGUCCACGUGUACCUGACGAAUGGGUAUCAAAGGCAGCCUAUAUUCACGAGACUGUUUCAUUGGAAACUGUACAUAAAAUGUCAUUAGCAUUACAAAUUAAAACCAUCAUGACCAAUGGUCACGUUGUACCAUAUACAAAAAUCCAUCAAUUGGUUAGUCAAGCUGUUAAACGUGGUUUAAUGGAUCAUCAAAUCAUUGAACAUCUUGAAACCUAUGCAGUGUUAAUCAGAGGUAGAUGGGUGGUAAAGUCAGAAUUUGUCACUAAAGACUCUGAUUUAGAAAUUGGUAGAAACUAUCUUUUACUUCAAUUUUUCGAUAGUGAUUAUGGUAUUGACAAGAAAGAAUUUUGCAAAGAUACUGGUAUCUCUUUUGAAGAUGCUAGAGAAUUGUUAUCUAAAAUAUCAGAUUUAGAUAACAAAUCACGUAGAUGGUUUUUAAAGAAACAAGCAGAUGAUGAUUUCAUCGAUCGUAAUCCUUACACUGUCGAUAAAUUCAAUCAACAAUUCACAGACGAAAAUUCAAGAAAAGAACUCUUGGAUAAAGUUAAAGAAUUAACAAAUCCAAAUAGACAUUCAAUAUUUGGAUUUCCAAGAAUUCCAAGUAAUUAUCGUGAAGGUAAAACUGUUGAACAUCAAUUACUCUUCCUUUUAUACAAUUUCUUUAAACAACAAGGUGUUUGUUCAAUUGAACUCAUUAAACAAUAUAUAGCAUCACAAAGAGAUUUAAAAACUGAAAAUAAUUUAUUAAAUCAAGUUAAUGAUAAAAUGGUUGAUGAACAAUUAAAGAAAAUGGCAACAAUAGUUCGUUAUAGUUAUGUUUUAAAAACAACUGGUAAUCAAAAAGUUGAUAAAUAUCGUGAUAUUAUUUUAGAAGCAUUUAAUAAGAGUGGUGGUUUAAAGAAAGAUGAUAUUAUAAAUUUAUUAAGAGAAAAAAUGGAUACAAAUUAUGUUGAAAUACCUCAAAAUAUUUUCAUUCAAAUUUUAACUGAAUUAGCUGAAGCUAAAGGUAAAGUUUGGGUAUUUAAAGCUGGAAAAUAA
This is a messenger RNA of Dictyostelium discoideum AX4, 1974 nucleotides long. It is a transcript of the gene rpc5, whose product is annotated as RNA polymerase III subunit. The record is from RefSeq and is a predicted model, not a curated record. Gene Ontology annotation, cellular component: nucleus. Lineage: Eukaryota; Evosea; Eumycetozoa; Dictyosteliales; Dictyosteliaceae. Gene Ontology annotation, biological process: DNA-templated transcription. The transcript is spliced from 2 exons. The coding region runs from base 1 to 1974 and encodes 657 amino acids.